Schizophyllum commune H4-8 is the source of this 1207-nucleotide messenger RNA. Its product is annotated as magnesium-dependent phosphatase-1. Lineage: Eukaryota; Fungi; Basidiomycota; Agaricomycetes; Agaricales; Schizophyllaceae. Bases 440 to 1015 code for a protein of 191 amino acids. The record is from RefSeq and is a predicted model, not a curated record. Gene Ontology annotation, molecular function: acid phosphatase activity. The transcript has 8 exons.
GCAGGCGGGAUGCGAGGCUGUCGAUUGACGUGGCAUUUCCGUAUGCUUCGUGCGUCGAAGAAAGAAUGUAGUGGAGGGAAAUCUGCGAGGGGGCGGGGUCAGCAGGCCGCGGGGGAGGGAGAGCGGGACGCGCACAAGGAUGGUGAGGGCAAGGAUGACAUAGCGGGCGGACGUGUGCAUUGCUGGCGCCGUUCGCGAGGGCGGGCUCGCGCAAGUUGGCGGUCGGGAGCAAGAGUGAUAUUCGGCUGACUGCGCUGGCGCUGCGCGUCUGCCUGACCCGCGGCAAUCUCGGCGUGAGCGUUCCAUCGCAUGGUGACCGUCACUGACGUCAUGUGCAGGUGGGGCACAUCAGCGUCCCCCUCGGCCUCUUUCCAGCGAACCUUCACCAUCUCCCUUGAAGUCCUGCUCAGCUUAGAUAGACACGAUAUAGUCUUCCACCAUGACUACCCGUAUGCCCAAGCUCAUCGCCUUUGACCUCGACUAUACCCUCUGGGACCUUUGGAUAGACACGCAUGUUACUGGCCCUCUUCAUCGCAACAAGAACACGCUGAACGAAGUUCGCGAUCGACAUAACGACGUGAUCUGCUUCUACAAGCAAGUACCCGACAUUCUUCACCGCAUACGCGAUGCCGGCGUCACCAUCGCUGCCGUCUCCCGGACAUGUGCACCGAAUCUUGCCCGGCAAGCCCUGUCAUUGCUGCUAGUGCCACCCAAGCGCGGCGAUGCGGAUGGUAAAGUUCUGAAGGCGGAGAGCUUUUUCGACGAGAUGGAGAUAUACCCAGGAUCUAAGCUCAAGCACUUCAAGAAGAUCCAUGAGCGUACCGGCAUCCCGUACGAUGAGAUGCUAUUCUUCGAUGACGAGCAUCGAAACAGUGAAGUGGAGAGCCUCGGCGUUACCUUCUGCCUCGUUCGAAACGGCAUGGACCUGCAGACAUUUGAGAAGGGUCUCGCGGAGUGGCGCAGCCGCCAUCCUGUAAAGGUCGUUGAAGACCCAGCUGGGGAUGCCGAUGAUUAGUGGACAAUAGUGACGACUGUGUCGUCGAUCGUAAGUCUGCAUCUGGCUGCGAGUGACAACGGAAGAGGGUUUCGUGAAAAUAGACAUAGAAUAUAUACUGGGAAGAUAUACCGCUUGUCCUCCUUUGCCAAUGCCCUAGAAUCUUCAGGGUACAAUGUCCAGGGUAGCGCUGACUGAAACAUUCAACCUCGG